CGAUGCCGUCCGUGGUCACUUGGAUGCCAGCCAAGGGAGGCAAGCAGGGAGACGAUGUCGAGCGCAUGAGGGGAGGAGGAAAGCUUCGCCUUGAGCGAACGUUUGCCAUCAUCAAGCCAGAUGCCGUUGCAGCUGGCAAGGCGCAGGAGAUGAAGGACAUCAUUACUGCCUCGGGCUUCAAGAUCGUCAAGGAGAAGAGGACAAGGCUGUCUGAGAAGCAGGCCAAGGAGUUCUACGAGGAGCACAAGGAGAGGCCGUUUUACUCAUCCUUGGUUCAGUUCAUGACUGGCGGAGAUUGCAUCAUCUUGGUGUUGCAGAAGGAGAAUGCGAUCAAGGGAUGGAGAGAGCUGAUGGGCCCAACCAACUCCUUGAAGGCAAAGACUGAGGCCAAGGAUUCCUUGAGGGCCAAGUUCGGCACUGAUGGCAGCAAGAACGCAUGCCAUGGAAGUGACUCUCCCAAGAGUGCCCGACGGGAGAUCCGCCUCAUGUUCGGCAUCCUCGAGUGGAUCCAGGUCGUCAUCCCCUUCAUGAAGUUCUUCUGGUGAGGGAGGAGCUACCUUUGGGCUGGUCCCCGUCAAUCUUUGGACGCCUCGUCCGUUGGCUCGAAGUCGACCUGCAGGUCAGGUCACCGUGAGCUCCGAAUGAAAGACGGCGUUUCUCCC
Molecule: messenger RNA, 662 nt
Organism: Guillardia theta CCMP2712
Lineage: Eukaryota; Cryptophyceae; Pyrenomonadales; Geminigeraceae
Exons: 5
Biological process (GO): GTP biosynthetic process; CTP biosynthetic process; UTP biosynthetic process
Molecular function (GO): nucleoside diphosphate kinase activity
Source: RefSeq, a predicted model, not a curated record